GCGCAGGCUGCGGCCGAAACCAUGCUUCUGCCUCCUGGGAGGUGCUGCUACUUGGUGUCCCAGUUGCUGCGGAGGAGCGGGCUGGGACCUGGCCGCUGCCCGCACGGGAGGUUACCGGGCUGCCUGCCAGUUCAACUGAGGCGAAGCCCUAGCUGCCUUUUAACAGGGACUGGACCGGGGUCCUGCGCCUCCUUUUCCAGAGGCCCUGGGGAUUUGGGUGGGGGGAGCGGGACUGGGGAGAAAGAUGAAGAGCCGCUUGAUGUUUCUGUCCCCCGGCAAGGUGACGACGCAUCCUGGUCGCAGCUUUCCGUGGGCGCCCAGGCUGCCGGAUCGUUUUCUUUGGAGAAGCCCACGCGAGUGUUGCCAGAGGAGACGCUGCCUCCCGAUACCCAGGACGUGGCCACUGGCCGUGAAGCGUGCGGCGACGAAAGCGAGGCGACUUCCCCGCCUCCGCUACGGACCGCGGGACGUGUCUGCGAAGCCCGGUCCUCGAGCACUGAAGAGCUGCCUGCACACGCGGGCAGGCCAAGUCCUAAGGAACGCCCCUUUCAGCCCGGGGACCUUCUUUACGCCGAGUUUCAAAAAGGCGAAAACAUAUUUAAAAGAUUGUUUAAGUUGGAGGCUGCAGGACAAUUAAGCAGUAACUGGGGAGCAAUUCCAUAUAAAGAAAUGAUUGGGAAGUUCCCUGGUCAAUUACUUAGGAGUUCCAUUGGUCACCACUUUAUGCUGAGAAGACCAGCACUGGAGGAGUUUGUUUUAUUCAUGAAAAGAGGGCCUGCUAUAUCAUAUCCAAAGGAUAUGAAUAUGAUGUUGAUGAUGAUGAAUGUCAGACAAGGCGAUAUCAUUUUGGAGGUUGGCUCAGGUUCUGGUGGAAUGAGUUUGUUUUUAUCACAAGCAGUUGGAUUACAGGGACGAGUUAAAAGUUUUGAAAUUAGAAAAGACCACCACAACCAGGCUAAGAAGAACUACAAGUGCUGGCGUGAUGCAUGGAAGAUUAGUCAUGUAGAAGAAUGGCCAGAUAAUGUGGAUUUCAUUCAUAAGGAUAUUUUAAAAGCUGCUGAAGACAUAGAAUCCAUAACAUUUGAUGGGGUGGCUUUGGACAUGCUAAAUCCUCAAAUUGCUUUGCCUGUUGUAUAUCCAAAUCUUAAGCAAGGUGGCGUAUGUGCAGUAUAUCUAGCAAAUAUCACACAGGUAAUUGAACUUUUAGAAGGUGUACGUAUCUGCAAACUUGCGCUCUCAUGUGAACAGAUAAGAGAAGUUCUUCUUAGAGACUGGUUAGUAUGCCCAGCAAAAAGGAAAGAUGGCACUUUAGCCCAAAGAGUAGAGCCUAAAACUGAUAUGGAUUUAAAGUUACAUUCUCAAAGGGAUUUUGAAACUGAAGAAAGUGAGAAUGUACAAGAGAAUGAUUAUGGUGAAUCACUUUCUGGUUUUCCAUAUAGCUCAAUUCCCUAUAUUGCAAGACCUUUUCAUUGUCAAGCUAAUCAUACAGCUUUUCUUGUUAAAUUGAGGAAGUUCAACCCAGAAAGUUAACCGAGUACUCCAGCUGACUGACUACAACUAAUUUCAAGAUUGCAAAGUACCAAGAGAAACUUAAUAUUGUAAAUGAUUACUUUUAUAGAUUUGUUGUUUUAUCUUUAUUACUUUGAUUUACAAAUCUUUAUUACAUACAGAUUUUAAAAUAUAGCUAAAUGAACAGGCAACUGUGCAACUGUUAAAAAACAAACCAUAUGUUACCUCAUUUCAACACUUAUCUUGAAGUUACAUUCAGACAUUUUGUAUUUAAUGAUUUCAAGUUGGUUUAGUUGAGCCAUUUCAUUCUUCAUUUCCUGUAAACCACUCCAUAGAUUUAUCUUGCUUCAUGCAACUAGUUUUCCUUCCCUUUUCUGAUGUGUUAUCAGUGGCUAUUAAAAAUUUAAAGAAAUGUAGUAAGACAUGGAAAGUUAGGUUUUUUUAAAGUAUACGUUCAGAUGGCUGUAAACAUAUUUGGAAAAAACAAAACUUUUGGGUUUCAGUGAAUGUAAUUUAUUCAGGCUAAUAAAAAGAUUCAAAACAAUUAUUCUCCCCCAAAUAAAAACAUUUUGGUUAAGUCAAAAAUCUUUUCAAUAAACAGCAGCAGAAAUU
This is a messenger RNA of Trichosurus vulpecula (common brushtail), 2121 nucleotides long. RefSeq names its product tRNA methyltransferase 61B (gene TRMT61B). The coding region runs from base 22 to 1530 and encodes 502 amino acids. The record is from RefSeq and is a predicted model, not a curated record. Gene Ontology annotation, biological process: tRNA methylation. Gene Ontology annotation, cellular component: tRNA (m1A) methyltransferase complex. The transcript is spliced from 7 exons. NCBI's taxonomy places the organism in Eukaryota, Metazoa, Chordata, Mammalia, Diprotodontia, Phalangeridae.